AGUACGUCCCGUUUUUCUGCAGAGCGCUUCUUAAGCAGUGAAACAAAGUUUGGCAGAGCAGUUCGUUUUUGUGCGGCUUGGUGGACCUGUGCCCGUUCUCAUUUUUCUGACUUGGGAUGUCUCAGGACAGUCUGCAUGGCAAGUGGACCGUCUCCAGCAGCGACGACGACGAUGAAGUUCUUCCUCCUUCGGGAACCGCAACACCAAAGUCCCGUCGACCAGCCGAGUCCAGUCACAUCUCCAGCGGGUCUCCCUCUCCGGUACCAGAACCAGCUCCCCCGGAGGUGAAAGCAGAACCGGACAGCGCCCCUGUGUCCGCUCUCACUGUUCGUUCUGAGGCCAGACAGUUGGCAGCGAGGAACCAGAGGAACCCAGUCAAGUUCCAAACCAGCCCGUCGCUGAGCGGGAAGCGGAAGAAAGAGCCCUCGGACGGCUCCGGCUGGGCUCUCUCAGACAGCGACGACGAAGACGACGCAGAAGGGAAAAGGAACAGCCGGAGUAAGCUGCCGAACCGGGCGGCGCCAAACGGCGAGGCGAAAAAGCCGAGGAAGGAGAGCGAGCGUCCGCCAAGUCCCCACGGCCGACUCUACUACACAGACGAGCCGGACGACUUCUUUGAGGCGUCCUUUCCCUGCCUUAAUGACACCUACAGAUUCUACCUGAACAAAGUCACAGGGCUGGACAGGAAGUUCAACAGCGGAGCGCUGCACAUCAGAGACAUUCUGUCCCCAUUAUUCGGGACCCUGAAAGAGUCUGUCCAGUUUAACUACUGUUUUGAUAUUCCCUGGAUGGUGAAGCAGUUCCCAUCAGAGUUCAGACGUUGUCCGGUUCUGAUCGUCCAUGGAGACAAGCGGGAGGCCAAGGCACGGCUCCUUCAGCAGGGCCAGCCUUUCCCACACGUUCGCUUCUGCCAGGCUAAACUGGACAUUGCUUUUGGAACUCACCACACGAAGAUGAUGCUGCUGUGGUAUGAGGAAGGCUUCAGAGUCAUCAUCCUCACCUCCAACCUCAUCAGAGCGGACUGGUAUCAGAAGACGCAAGGGAUGUGGAUGAGUCCUCUGUUUCCACGGUUACCAGAGGGGAGCAGCGAGAGUUCAGGGGAGUCGCCCACCUUCUUCAAGCGGGACCUGCUGGAGUACCUGGCGUCGUACCGCGCACCAGAACUGGACGAGUGGAUCCAGCGGAUCAAAGAGCACGACCUGUCAGAGACCAGAGUUUAUUUGGUCGCCUCCACGCCGGGGAGAUACGUCGGCGCAGACAUGGAGCGCUGGGGCCACCUGAGGCUCAGGAAGCUGCUGUAUGAUUACACAAAUCCAAUUCCAGACGAGGAACAGUGGCCUGUGAUUGGCCAGUUCUCCAGCAUCGGCUCCAUGGGGAUGGAUAAGACCAAAUGGCUGGCGGGGGAAUUUCAGCGCACACUGACCACACUCGGAAAAUCCUCCCUCCGAUCAGACCCUCCCGUUCAUUUGCUCUAUCCAUCAGUAGAAGAUGUGAGGACGAGUUUGGAAGGUUACCCAGCUGGAGGCUCUCUUCCUUACAGCAUCCAGACGGCUCAGAAACAGAUGUGGCUCCAUUCCUACUUCAACUGCUGGAAGGCGAGGAGGACGGGGAGGACUCACGCCAUGCCACACAUCAAGACGUACAUGAGGGUUUCACCGGAUUCCACUCAGCUCCUCUGGUUCCUCGUCACCAGUGCCAACCUGUCCAAGGCGGCAUGGGGAGCCAUGGAGAAGAACAACACGCAGAUAAUGGUGCGUUCCUAUGAGCUGGGAGUCCUCUACGUUCCGUCAGCGUUCAGCAUGAAGACAUUCCCCAUCGAUACCAAUCCAUUUCCUGCCUCCUCCUCAUCUAUGUUAGGUUUCCCAGUGCCCUUUGACCUUCCGCCUACCAGCUACUCGCCAACAGACCAGCCAUGGAUCUGGAAUAUCCCAUACAGCCAGGAACCGGACACUCACGGCAACAUAUGGGUCCCCUCUUAGAAACUGUUAGCCGACUCUGUAGCCAUUAGUGAAAUUAAGCUAUUUUUAUACUGUACUGUAGACAAUUUUCAAUAAAUAAAUUACACCGCUUUCA
Molecule: messenger RNA, 2073 nt
Organism: Xiphophorus maculatus (southern platyfish)
Lineage: Eukaryota; Metazoa; Chordata; Actinopteri; Cyprinodontiformes; Poeciliidae
Gene: tdp1
Product: tyrosyl-DNA phosphodiesterase 1
Exons: 16
Coding region: 117-1979 (620 amino acids)
Biological process (GO): double-strand break repair; single strand break repair
Cellular component (GO): nucleus
Molecular function (GO): single-stranded DNA binding; 3'-tyrosyl-DNA phosphodiesterase activity; double-stranded DNA binding
Source: RefSeq, a predicted model, not a curated record